AUGGCGGCUGGGGCGCGCGCACGGAGCGGUGAUGGCGGCCCCGGAGCGCAGGCUGCCGAGUCCCGAGGCCUUCGUGGGUCAGUCGUGGAGCAACUGGAUCGAGCGGGCCGAGGCCCUGCGCCUGGGGGACGGUCUGGAAUCCGAGGACUGCGGGAAGGAUGGGAGGAAAAAGAUUGAAACAGUCAGACUGAUCCGGGAAGAUAUGCCGAUCUUCGGGCACUGUCCAGCCCACGACGAGUUCUUCCUGGUAGUGUGCAACCACUGUGGGCAAGUGGUGAAACCUCAGGCAUUCCAGACUCACUGUGAGCGCAGACAUGGGCCUUGGAACAAACUCUCAGCACGAAAACCUCCUGCCUCACAUUUCACAAGCUCCACCGUGCUGCAGAAAUCCCGGUCCAGUGUCACUCAGCCCGCGGUUACCCUGCCCAGGGCAUCCAAAGAGAAGGUCCAACAACAGAGCUCGGCCAACAAGACAACCCAAUCAGACGUGCCUUCAAAAGGACCCAAGGAGAAUCUCUGCUUGUUUGUUCCUGUGGUCAACCUGGAAAAGAUCCCGUCUCUGGGAAAGCCGGACGGCUCCUGUAUUAAGUUGAACUCCAAACCCUCUGCCUCGUCCCCCUCCUCCCCACUCCCCCCCAUGGCAGCCCCAGGGGGCAAGGCAGGCUCUGCAGCAAGGCCGGGGGUAGCGGCCAGCAUCAAGCCUGCCCCUACCCCACCAUCUGCUCCAGCCACACAGAAUGGCCAAGGGGAUCUGUCCCCUGUGCUAGAAGAGCGGAUGCUGAACAACAGGAAAAACAGCCACAAAGUGUACCGACGUGUUUUAGAGAAAGAAUGCGAGCUGGAUAAACACUGCGGAGUAAUGGACCCAGAAACUAAAAAGCCUUGCACCCGCUCGCUAACCUGUAAGACCCACUCGCUGACCCAGAGACGGAAGGUGCUGGGCCGGAGGCUGGAGUUUGACGAGCUGUUAGCCGAGCACCGGGCCAAUACCAGGAGCAAGGAGGCUGCCAAGGCCGGCAAGCAGCAGCCGCGGGAGCCAGCGACUCCGGCACAAACACAGGAGAUGGCAGCCACUGACUCGGGGCAGCCACUGAGAGAGUCCCCGAGCACAGCCAAGUCGCACAGCUGUCCAGCCUCAAGGUUUACAUCAGCAUGUGACGUGACAGGUGUGGGGUCAGCCCAGGAUGAGCCGGAACUGGAAACCCCGUUCCCGCUGUUCAGGUUUGAGCUGGACACUCGGAUAUCCAGCGAGGAGAGCGAGGGGGAAACGGCUGAGGAGGCAGAAAAGUUGGGCUGUCGGUAUUCCCGGCUCCAUCCCAAGCCUAUUGCAUUUUGCACUUUUGGAAGCCGGAUGGUUGGCCGAGGUUGCUACGCGUUCGACAGGCGACUGAAUCACUUGCGCUCAGCCCUGAACUCCAUGGUGGAAAGGCACCUCAACUCCCAGAUGUGGAGGAAGAUUCCUCCGGCGUCCGAUUGCCAGGCUGUGCCGCUGUCGGUGCCCGCGCCCUCGGCAGCCUUUCUCUGCCCGCAGUCCCUCAGUGCCUCAGUGUCCUGUCUUCCAGCCACCGCCUCCUCCUGCUGCCCCAGUGCUGUGUCUGCCCAGACCAAGCCAGCGUCCCCCAGCCUGGCGGACCCCUCUCGCACUUCCACCACCACCUGUGCCCUGUCGGACCCCAGCCCCCUGUCCCCCCCGCCCCCCGUCCUCCCCCCGUCCCCGCCCUUCAGCAAGAUGCCUUCAGCCAAGAGCAGCAAGUCGUCGCGGCUCAAGGAGAGCCCGCAGCCCGGCAAGCGGAAAAAGAACGCGGCUGCCUCCGUGCCGGAGCCUUCCCCGAAAAGGAACUGUGUGCUGGGAACAAGCCGGCCCGGCUCGGCGUCCUGCGCCGGCUCCAGCGACCGCUCCCCCCAACGCAAUACCCCCCCCCACAAAGCCAACAACGGCAUCGCCCCCCACGGCAACAAGGCCGGCCGCUCAGGACAAAGUGGAAUCCAGGGACAUUCAGGGAAUUGUGUGAAAGGGACGGCGCGGACGGCAGAUCGGGACAGUCGGCAGGCGGAGGGCCGCAGGCUGCUGGUGCCCUCCCUCGCGGCCACCCUCUCCCUGGCCAAGGCCGAGGGCAGGAAGAGAAAGAAUACAGCCUCAUACUCCAAACCCCCCAAAAUCGCCAAAGCCCCCGAGCUGAGCUUCGUGCAGAGGAAACGGGAGGAGCAGAUCCUCACAGCCACGCGAGCCCAGAACAACACUCACUCCCACAAGGCAAAAAUGCGUCCUUGAAAGUGAGCCCCCGCCAGCUACGCAGCGUCAGAUUGGGAACCCCCCUCUCCCCACCCAACAGCUCAGCUCCCCCUGAGCACAGGGUCCUCAGUCACACACAGAGAAGUGGAGAAAGAGACCUAUAUGAACUAUCUUCGUCAGUACAAUCUGCUCCUGAUGCUCUCGACCCUUUUCGAGAUCUACAUGAUGUUUGUAGCUGGAGUUUGGUAACGCUCAGCGUUCCAACCGAACAAACUCUAAACCUACGGAAAUCCCUCCUCAAGCUUCCGGGAGCCUCCUUGUUUCCGGCCUUACUCUGCACUGAUCCAAAACGCUCCUGAAGAGAGGAGAAGUGACUGGGAGUUGGAUUGUCGUCCGUCUGAAGCUUUUAUGCAAUUAAACACCGUACAGAAGUGUGAGAAUUUAUCAUCGGAAAUCUCUCCAAAAUUGGAGAAGGGAGGGGGGAAAGAGAGAGGAAAUUGCAUCCAUACUCGCUGGAGAUUAAAUAUAAACACAUUUACCUCAACAAACUGCGAUGAAAGGACACUGAAGGAUAGGAAUGGUUUGAUUUUUCUUCUUUCAGAAGUAGCCGGUGGGAGGAAGGGGGAGGGGAGUUUCAGGGUAAAAUUUCUUUUAUGAUUGAAAGUGGAAGAGGGGAUGAGGAGAAGGAGAAUCCUCUACCGUCUCCCUAUUCCUGAUCCCAAAUCCUGCAGAUCACCUCGGGGCUGUGUGGGGGACCGGUCGCCUUUUGUCUAUGAAAUAAUUACUCCAGUUGACAGUAAUUACCUGUGAGUGCUUUGAGGCCCAAUGAGGUGCUACAUAUAUAUAAUAUAUUGUAUAAUAUAUAUGUGUGUGUGUGAGUGAUCACUGCAGGAUCUAAAUGUUACUUUUAAAAGUCAAUUUUCCAAACCAGGAGCGGAGGAGUUUUGAAUCGCCCCGAAUCUCUCCUCUUGAGUGUUGUUCUGCGGCACAGAGAGAGAAACAGACUGCGUGAAAUUCCUGCACUCUUCCCCCACUGCAGGGGAUAGGUGACGAGGAAGGAGUGGGGGAAGUGGGGUGGGGGCAGGUGUCCAAUGUACUCACAUCUAGCAAUCAUGUCUUUCCCCUUCUCCCCUCCCUCCCUCUCUCUUCUUCCACUUGAUUUGAUUAUUCUGAAUGGAAAAAGUUCCAAGUCGAGCCAUUUCUAGCUCCCAAUACGCUGAGCAGCAUUUCCACACCGUUUGUCACUUGAAACUUCUACACAGUCAAUCCUCUU
This is a messenger RNA of Callorhinchus milii (elephant shark), 3506 nucleotides long. Its product is annotated as ataxin-7-like protein 1. The transcript is spliced from 11 exons. The record is from RefSeq and is a predicted model, not a curated record. Bases 32 to 2272 code for a protein of 746 amino acids. NCBI's taxonomy places the organism in Eukaryota, Metazoa, Chordata, Chondrichthyes, Chimaeriformes, Callorhinchidae.